AUGAACCGAAGCUUUCCCAUCAUUCUUCUGGCCUGCCUGGUUAUUUCUGCAUCAAGUUUACCUUUAAAGGUGUGUAAGAGUCGUCCCAAGUCAGGAACAAAUACUGGGCAAGAAAACAUCAUCAAAAGAGUGAAUCAACCCUUACCCAAUGUCUUUGCCAAGAUUCGUGAAAUAAACAAAGGUAUCAUAAACAGAAAACACCAACUAAUCCAUGGGGAUAUCCUGAAAAGGGAGGGUCGGUAUGCCAUUGACUGUGAAAGCUGCCUUUGGCCUAAAUCUGAAGAUGGAACCAUUAACGUGCCCUAUAUCCUCGAUUCAAUAUACACUCCGGAUGAACAGAAUCAAAUUCUCACCGCGAUGCAAGAAUUUAAUUCACUGACCUGUGUGCGCUUUGUGCCAAGGAAUGAUGAACUAAGUUAUCUUAGGAUUCUGUCAGAAGAUGGUUGCGCAUCAUAUGCCGGACAAAUUGGAGGAACUCAACCUUUACAACUGCAAGCCUCCUAUGGCUGCUUAUACAGAGGGAUCAUACAACAUGAGCUAAAUCACGCUUUGGGAUUUUUUCAUGAAAAUGCUCGGGCUGAUCGUGAUCAAUACAUUAUCAUAAAUCACGAAAACAUUGCAAACGGAUAUGAGCCUGGCUUUUCAAUAGUGGAUGGCAACAAUUUGAGUCUUCCAUAUGAUUACAGCUCAGUGAUGCAUUUUGACAAGUAUGCAUACACCUCCAAUGAUUUACCCACCAUCAAACCCACUCCUGACCCAAAUGUGCCCAUUGGACAAAGAGAUGGACUCAGUGUCUUGGACGUUGCAAAAAUCAAUAAACUCUACAACUGCAAUGUGUGCAGCACAUUACUGAAUACUCCAAGUGGAAAUUUCUCCUCUCCUAAUUAUCCAUCUAACUAUCCUAACAACAUGAACUGUGUCUGGUUGAUCAGGACCCCAAAUGGACAAGUUUCGUUAACAUUCAAGGACUUCAGACUUUUGAACUCCAUGGAUUGUGCCUCAGACUACAUCAAUAUCUAUGAUGGACCCAGUACGACUUCUCCAAAAAUUGUAAAACUAUGUGGCAGUAAGCAGCUACCUGAAAUAAUCGGCUCCAAUAACCAGAUGCUGAUAGAGUUUGUCAGUGGUAGUCUUACUACAUCUGCAGGAUUCAGUGCUUCAUAUAAAACAGUGCAAUGUGGAAGAACUUAUUUUGAUGCAACAAAUAUCAUCACAUCUCCAGGAUAUUCCUCAGGCUCCUAUUUGCCCAAUCUAAACUGUAAUUAUAUAAUUAAUGCACAGCCAGGAUACCGGAUCACAAUAACGGGAAACUAUGAAAUUGAACAAACUAUGUAUUGUAAGGACGAUAAGCUGACUAUUUAUUCCAAUGGAAUUGUGGGAUCUCCCAAAUAUUUAUUUUGUGGGAAAGGCAGCUUAUUGGUCAAAUCACUUAAUAAUACACUGCUGAUGAAUUUCCAAUCUGAUCCAUACUACCAUAAAAAGGGAUUCAACUUGACAUACUGGACGUACCAGUGAGAUCCUGAAGAAAAUUGAAAUGGUUUGAUGAAAACUUUCUUUUUUUACUGCCACCUGAAAAAGUUAUAUUAUACUGUAUUAACAUUUAGGAAUUGUAUAAAGUGUAUUACUUUGAAUUACUGUGCUUUUUAACCUGUAGUUUUUUUUAUUAUUUAUUUUUUUUAAGUUAAACAACCGUAUUAUUGUACAUUACUUGUAUGAUUAUUUUUGUGCAUUUAGUGUCACUAUCACAAUCUAUGAUAGGAAACAAGUUUAUUCAUUUAUUUUUCAGUAUUUUAAGAGCAUUAUCAUUUAAAUGUUAUGGACAUCUUUGUAUUAAUAUUUGUAUUGCUGGUUUUCUUCCUUAAUAAAA
Molecule: messenger RNA, 1867 nt
Organism: Hyla sarda
Lineage: Eukaryota; Metazoa; Chordata; Amphibia; Anura; Hylidae
Product: embryonic protein UVS.2-like
Exons: 13
Coding region: 1-1515 (504 amino acids)
Biological process (GO): proteolysis
Molecular function (GO): zinc ion binding; metalloendopeptidase activity
Source: RefSeq, a predicted model, not a curated record